Messenger RNA from Staurois parvus, 410 nucleotides. The record is from the annotation of a GenBank genome assembly. Lineage: Eukaryota; Metazoa; Chordata; Amphibia; Anura; Ranidae.
GACUGCAGACACAGUACAGGAAAUGACCAGAGACUGCGGACAUAGUACAGGAGAUGCCCAGAGCCUGCGGACACAGUACAGGAGAUGACCAGUGACUGCGGACAUAGUACAGGAGAUGACCAGAGACUGUGGACAUAGUACAGGAGAUGACUAGAGACUGCGGACAAAGUACAGGAGAUGACCAGAGACUGCAGACAUAGUACAGGAGAUGACCAGAGACUGCGGACACAGUGCAGGGGAUGACCAGAGACUGUGGACAUAGUACAGGUGAUGACCAGAGACUGCGGACAGUACAGGAGAUGACCAGAGACUGCAGACACAGUACAGGAGAUGACCAGAGACUGCGGACAGUACAGGAGAUGACCAGAGACUGCGGACACAGUACAGGAGAUGACCAGAGACUGCAGACA